Coffea eugenioides is the source of this 1262-nucleotide messenger RNA. Its product is annotated as strigolactone esterase D14-like. NCBI's taxonomy places the organism in Eukaryota, Viridiplantae, Streptophyta, Magnoliopsida, Gentianales, Rubiaceae. Bases 120 to 935 code for a protein of 271 amino acids. The transcript is spliced from 2 exons. The record is from RefSeq and is a predicted model, not a curated record.
CCCAUCAUCUUAACCAAAAAAAAAAAAAAGCAUUCAAGACACUGUUCCAUCAGCUUCUCUCCUUCUUCCCUAACCAAUUCUACUACCUUUCCCCCUGCAAAAAGCUCAGAAAAGGCAGCAUGGUCACGCCAAAAUCUAUGUUCACAGCCAUGAACGCAAGACUAAUUGGUUCUGGAAAAGAAACCAUAAUUCUUGCGCAUGGCUACGGGGGAGACCAUUCGGUCUGGGACAAAGUGGUGCCCUCGCUGGCUCAGUUACACCAAGUUUUGGUUUUUGACUGGAGUUUCUCAGGUGCCGUCAAAGAUCUAAACCUCUUUGACGCAGUUAAGUAUUCUUCAUAUGAUGCUUUUGCCGAUGAUAUAAUAGCUCUCGUGGAAGAAAUGAACUUAAAAUCUUCAGUCUUUGUUGGACACUCCAUGUCUGGGAUGAUUGGAUGCAUUGCUUCAGUCAAGAGGCCCGACUUAUUCAGCAGGCUGGUACUUGUUGCAUCUUCUCCAAGGUUCAUAAACUCAGAAGACUACGAAGGAGGAUUCGAGAUCUCCCACGUUGAACAGAUCUUUGCUAGCAUCGAGUCCAACUACGACCAGUGGGCAACCAGGUUCGCAUCAAUUGUGGUAGACAACAACGAUCCUCCCUCGGUCGAAAAAAUUGCAGGAACCUUGAAACGAAUGGGAUAUAAAACCGCACUUCCCUUGGCCAAAACUGUUUUCCUCAGUGACCACAGGGCCAUUCUUGAAAAGGUUACGGCGCCAUGUACCAUUAUUCACACGGCAAGGGAUCUCGUCGUCCCAGAUUCUGUCCCAAUCUUCAUGCAGAACAAAAUCAAAGGAACAUCAACCAUCGAGAUUAUCGCUACCACCGACGGCCAUUUUCCUCAGCUCACUGCACAUAAGCUCUUCCUUGAUGUUCUUGAUAAGGUCUUGAUCGGUCACUAAGCCGUCCGUCAUACAUAAUGCUUCAUGAACUUUUUUUAAUCUGGUCUUUGUGUACCUUUUUUUUCGGUUGGGGUGGAUAGAGAUAGAAAAUUGCUAGGAUAAUAAAUGCUUUCUUCGACAUGUGACAUUGUACUUUGGGGUUGUUUACAUGGGAUCCCUCCUGUACUAGGAAGUCUGCAGCGAUUUACCAGUUUGCACUCGUGGUUACUGUAGCUUGUGUGGGUUUGUCGAGUGUUCAAAAAGUGUGGAUUUGACGCUUCUUGUUACUUGGUGUUGUAAAUUAUUGCUCGAUAUUUUAAAUGGCGUUAUGAAAAUUAUACUACGUUA